This is a messenger RNA of Miscanthus lutarioriparius, 870 nucleotides long. NCBI's taxonomy places the organism in Eukaryota, Viridiplantae, Streptophyta, Magnoliopsida, Poales, Poaceae. The record is from the annotation of a GenBank genome assembly.
AUGUUUCACAGUUGUUGGUCUUUUAAGAUAGCAUUACAGGAUAGCAAGGGGAAUGAGGAUGUGAAAGUUUUUGUGAAGGUUAAUGGCAAAGAGUUUCCAAUUGGAACACUAUCAGUUGACAAAUACCCUCAGUAUACAACUAGUUUGGUAUUCGAGAAGGAUGAAACAAGCACUGAAGAAGAUGAUGAAUCUGAUGAGGAGGUUCCACAGGCUAUUCCAUUAUACCCUAACACAGAUGAUGAUAAAAGCAAAGAAAGUAAAUGUGGUGUGGAGAAGCCUGCUGCUACCAAGUCCUCUAAAGCAAAGGUUUGCUUGGAGGAAGCAAAGAAUCCUGACAAGCAUAAAGAUGAUGUUGGUGGCACUGACGAUGAUGAAAGUGACAAAGAUGUUGAUUCAGAAGGUGGUGAAUCGGGUGAUGAUGAGAAUUCCAGUGAUGAGGAUGAUGGUGACAGUUCAAAUGAAGAAGAUGAUGAAGACUCUCCAAAGAGUGCUAAGCGCAAGAAUAGGCCAGCAGAAACACCCUUGAAGACACCUCCAGGGAAGAAGGCAAGGAUCACAACACCGUCUAUGGGCAAAAAAACUGUCAGUGAUGAUGCUAAGAAAAGUAACCACGUCCAUGUUGCAACCCCUUAUCCAUCAUCGAAGCAGGUGAAGAUGACUCGCUCAAUCAUUGACAGCUCUAAUCAAUCCACUGGCUAUGCCUGCAAGUCGUGCAGCAAGACUUUCUACUCUUCCGUCGGUCUUGAAACUCAUUGCAAAGUGAAGCACAGUACACGACCACAAUGUCUGAUGCCUAUUGGUCUUCUAGAACAUGUUAGUGUACUGCUACGCUGCUGUUUUAUCUGCCCAGAUUUUCUGCCGAAUGGCUAA